ACAGUCUCAUAUGACAGUGAACAGCCUCAUCCACAGCAGACGGAAAGAUGAAGCCGUUGGGUUGGUGGCUGCUGUUUGUCUGUGUCACAUGUUUCCACACAUCUCCCAUUCUGGCCAUUAAGAGGAUCAUAGUGAAUUACUCAUCUCAGAACCUGUCCUCGGUUCCCCCUGGCCUCGAACCGUCAACGGAGGACUUGGAUCUCUCGCUGAAUCGCAUCCAGGCACUGAGCGCCAAAGACUUUACCACAACACCACGACUCCACUUCCUCAAUCUGUCCUGGAAUAUACUAGAGAAAAUAGACACGGAUGCAUUUAACUCUACGCCAGCUUUGGAGAUCUUGGAUCUGUCGCACAACAGACUCCAGAACCUCUCGAACCAACCGUACCUGCUUAAAACGGGACGUCUACAGCUCUUAGACUUGUCAUCCAACUUGUUUUCCAUCAUGGCGCUUGGAAGGGAAUUUUCCACUUUGAAACACCUGCAGUGGUUGGGCUUGAGUGCCAAAUCAAUCAGCAACCAAGACUUCACUUACAUCACCAAUCUUACUCUGAAAACGCUCUUUAUUAAUGCACACAGCCUACAGAUGUAUCAGGAGAACAGUCUUACAGAGGUACACUCAGAGAAAGCCAUCAUUGUCUUGUCUAAAAGGGACUUUGACAUUGCAAUCGCGGUUGAUGUGUUUGCAGCGUUUAAAGAAGUCGAAUUCACUUUGGUGGACAGCGAGAUGAAGGUCAUCCAGCACAUGCACCGUCGAGGAAUCCUACGCACCGUUAGCUUGGAAAUCUCCAAAGUGGAAACCACCUGGCAUGUUCUAACAAGCUGUGUAAACACAAUAUUGCAGUCUACAAUCCAACAGCUUUCUUUCUCAGACCUUACAAUGACAAAAAUGGAAAACGGCAUGCCGUUGUCCACAAGCCGCAUGUUGGAUUCCUUUUCUACGACUAGAGCAUCCGUAACCGAAUUCAUCUUCAAUCAAAAAGAGCUCUAUGACUUCUUCAUAAACAUGCCUGCAAGAAACGUCAGUUUAACCCAAACGCCAAUCAUCUUCAUGACCUGUCCUUUGACUGUUAGCCAGAUCGAGGUGUUGGACUUGUCCGAUUGCGCACUUACAGAAAACGUCUUCUCGGUUGAUCCGAACACUGAAUGCACUACAUUGACAAAUCUUUUAAAGUUGGUUCUGAAGGGCAACAACUUGAAACUCCUUAGACCACUGACCUUAAGAAUCCAUCUCAUGGAUUCGCUUCAAUACAUCGAUCUCAGUCAAAACAAACUUACCUAUUCCGAGGAACAAGGCAAAUGCGUUUGGCCUCCCAAAGUUGUCCAACUAGAUUUGUCUUCGAAUGGGUUCGACCAGAGCGUCUUCAAGUGUUUGCCUGAUUCCAUACGGAUCCUAAACCUUCAGAAUAACCGCGUGACCACAGUUCCUUCAGAUCUUCAGGUUUUAGACGACCUGAGGAUCCUUGACCUUAUGGACAACCGUCUUCUAGACCUUCCCACCUGCCAAGCGUUCCCAAACCUGCAGAAGCUCUCUGUAAGAUCCAACUCAAUUCAUUCGCCUUUACCUCGAGCCCUCGAGACAUGUUUGCAUCUUAAAGAGCUGGACUUGAGUCGCAACUCCUUCAUCUGUACAUGUGCUUUGCGUGAAUUCACCACACUCAUCAAAGACCGAGUGACACGACCCAAAGGAGAAUCUCUUGGUCUGACUCUUGGCCACUGGCCAGAAGGAUACCGAUGCAGUUACCCAGAAUCCUGGAGAAACUCCUUACUGGAAGACUUCUACCUUCCUGAGAUCUCCUGCAAUGCUUGGAUCUUGUCUAUUACUAUUCUGAUUCCGACAAUCACUUUAAUAGUCGCUGUUAGCCUUCUUUGCAAUCAUCUGGAUGUGCCAUGGUACCUCAAGAUGAUCUGGAAAUGGACGCGAGCCAAGCACAACGCAAUAACUUCCCAAAGGAAAAUGGAAGACUUGGAGGGGUUGCGAUUCCAUGCAUUCGUAUCGUACAGCCAAAAGAACGCGGACUGGGUCAAAUCUCAAUUUCUUCCCAAGCUCGAAGGCGACUACGACUUGCGAGUAUGUCACCACGAGCGUGACUUCAUCCCAGGAAAGACAAUCGUCCAGAACAUCCUCCGAUGCAUCGAGCAGAGCCGAAGGUGCGUCUUUGUGCUCUCCUCUCAUUUCGUACAGAGCGAAUGGUGCCACUACGAACUCUACUUCGCCAAUCACCAGCGGGUGACACGAGGGAUGGACAGCAUCAUUCUCAUUCUGCUGGAACCUCUGCCAUUGUAUCUCAUACCCUCCAAGUACUACCAGCUCAAGGCUAUGAUGUCCAGACGCACCUAUCUGGAGUGGCCACCGGAAGGAGUCAAGCAGAAACUCUUCUGGGCAAAUCUUAGAGCAGCUCUGCAGGCCGACCUUCCCAGUCCGUCAGAAAGAGAAGAAUAGUGAUAAGAGGCAUUUUACUAAUCAUUUUUAGAGAUAGUCAAGCAGAUACUCAUUUAAAACAGUGGUUAUCAACCAGAGGGCAUCAGCAAGUCUUCACAGGGGCUUCAAGAUGACUGAAAAUUAUUUGAAAUAAUUCAAAACAAGUCCAAAAUUAAGAUAUUUAUGGACCUGGAAAAUUUAGUUUAUUCAUUUUUUACGCAAUGCCAGCUUUGUUUUCAUGUGGCUAUUUCACGGUUAUAAUAAUAAAAUUAUAUCAGGUUUUUAAAAUCUAUUAUUCCCAGAAUAUGGAGAGAUAUCACAUACUUAAUAAUGGAUUUAUUAAAUACAUCAUGGAAUGAUGCACUAAUUAAAUGAAAGUCAAAUUAAAAUGUAAUCAUAAAUAUUUUAAUUUAAGGCAGUACCUUGCAUCAUUUUUUGUUAUGUGAAAAGCUACAUUUAAUUGUAAUGCCUAUUUAUGCUUACAUUUGAGUGUACAU
Messenger RNA from Carassius carassius (crucian carp), 2917 nucleotides. RefSeq names its product toll-like receptor 6. The record is from RefSeq and is a predicted model, not a curated record. The coding region runs from base 48 to 2441 and encodes 797 amino acids. Gene Ontology annotation, cellular component: membrane. NCBI's taxonomy places the organism in Eukaryota, Metazoa, Chordata, Actinopteri, Cypriniformes, Cyprinidae. Gene Ontology annotation, biological process: immune response; inflammatory response; toll-like receptor signaling pathway. Gene Ontology annotation, molecular function: transmembrane signaling receptor activity; protein binding. The transcript is spliced from 2 exons.